Drosophila willistoni is the source of this 8435-nucleotide messenger RNA. It is a transcript of the gene Fhos, whose product is annotated as FH1/FH2 domain-containing protein 3. NCBI's taxonomy places the organism in Eukaryota, Metazoa, Arthropoda, Insecta, Diptera, Drosophilidae. Gene Ontology annotation, molecular function: actin filament binding. The record is from RefSeq and is a predicted model, not a curated record. Gene Ontology annotation, cellular component: cytoplasm; cytoskeleton. The transcript is spliced from 19 exons. Bases 16 to 8067 code for a protein of 2683 amino acids. Gene Ontology annotation, biological process: cortical actin cytoskeleton organization; actin filament network formation.
AUUCAAUCAACAGCAAUGUCUUCGUAUCGCAGUUAUACACCUUGGAAAUCGAGUUUUGGCAGCUCCUACAAGCCAGGAAGUGCAACGUACUCCGCUGGACCCGAUUCGACUUCCAGGUACACAUCAUUGGCCACACCUAGUGCAUACAGACCCUCAUUUUCGGGUGGUACAUAUCGCAUUAAACGUGAUCCACCAGCGCCGGCGACAUCAAGUCCAGUGACUGCCACUUAUGUGAGUCGUUAUGGCAAAACUGAACCCAAAGAGGCCAUCAGUUCCAGUGACAGAAGUAGUCCAAUAAAACGGUAUACAGGAACAACCACAAGCACAUUGGGCAAAUAUGGACGAUCACGAGAUCCUAGUCCUGUGGCUUUGGAGCAUACAAGUCGCGCCAAGUCGAGGGAUCCAAGUCCAGUGAUUGACAAUGGCCGCAGCAAACUGGGUCCGUCUUAUAGGAGCAACAAUGCUUCAAGAAAUGGCUAUAGUAGUCGCUUUGGUAGCAAUUCCACCAGAAUCAAUGGCAGUUCCAGUGCCAAUACCACGCUGGACAAGUCAAUAUCAUAUUUGACAACAAGUGAUUUUCAUGCGCGGACUGCAAGUCGUGCCAAGGCCAGCAGAGAGAAGGAACUAGAAGCAGCUGAUGAUAAGUCAGCCAAAGCAGCAGCAGCAGGAGCAACUUCACCAACCACAGCAACAACAACAGAAGAGUCAGACAAACAGACAGACAAGGAUGUGACUGAAAAGCUGACGGAAUGCGAACAGCAAUUGCCAGAGGAAACAUUCGUUUCGGUUGCGGUGGUUACACGAGCAACAUCACCUACACCACCGGGCAGCACAACAGUGCAACGUACACGUCGCAUUGACAUAGCCAAAACGAUUGAGAAGACCAUACAACGCUCGACCAGACCGCGACAGAUGCUGGAGAAGGAGAUACAGUCGGAUAGGUUGGAUGACUCGACACGUUAUCUGCGCUACAGUGCGGGCAGCAGUAGCCUAAGCUCCAAUUACACUCCGCACAGAGAUAGGAUAAGCAAUUUGCGCUACAGUGCCAGUCCAAUGUCCAGCAAAUCAACAACCACAUCGCCAUCGCCAUCGCAAUCGGUUUCGGUAUCAGCAUCAGCAUCGGCCCCAGGAUCGACAGGAGCAGCCGCAAACGGAGAGAGUAAAUCACAGAGUCCGUCAGAGUUAGUUAAAACAAAUACAAAUGGCUCAGUUAGCUCUAGAUCGACAAGUAAAUCGAAAUUGUCACCACCCAAGGCGAUACGUUUGAAUUCGUCGCGUCAAUCGUCUGUGGAGAAUCUGGCCAACAAACCACCGGCGGCGCCCAGUAAAGCAGAGUCACCCACCAAAACGGUCAAUAGUUCAACAUCGAGUAAUUCUGUAGUAAAAUGGCCAAACAAGGACUUUCGCAAAAGCUCAUUGAAUGUGGGUCCUACAGAUAGACCGCGUAAAUCACGUACACCAAGCAGUGGUGCCGAGUCCGAGGAUGUGGCCAAUGGCGGACAACUUGAACGUUCGCCCAGUGCUGGCUCUGAGAGCAGUCUCACAUCGGCCACGGCAUCGGGUUCGGGUUCGGGGACGGGUACAGGUUCACCCUCAGCUGGGUCCAACAAAAAAGUAUCAACAAAACCACCAAAUCGCCAACUAAAGGCACACAAAUCAUGUGCACCCACGCCAAAUGCCAUAGAUACUGCCUCAAGCACUGCCAACACCGCAUCGUCCUCCGCAUCGGAGAGUGAACAGCGCGGGAAAACAACGAAAAAGCAAAGCAAGAAAAAGACGCCAAACAAAGACGCGACGAAGGUCGUCAUCAAGCAGCAGAAGCAUCAGGAACUAAUACAGGGAGAGGGGACAGCGACGACGACGCCGACGACGAGGACAGGUGAUGCUGCCGGCCAAUUGAUUAACCAAAAUAGCCACAGUGGACAACAUACCCAUACUGACUCACGAUCUGUGGAAAAUUCGUUGCCAGCAUCACAAUCGCGAUUGCAGAAGCUCUCGUCGGUAUCGAAUUUUUUCGCCACACGUCAGCAAGACGCAAAUAGUGAGCCGAUCUUCCUCGAAAGCUCCGACAGCUCUGGCGAGGUGGAGACUCUCGGUGGGCCAACAAUCAGUCUAAUGACAGAUAUUCAAACGAACGAAACAAGAACGACGCCAUCGAGCGAAACGACGACGACGACGACGAAUCCCUCAUUGAAAUCAAUCACAAAUAACACAUUGAGCUCCACCACAAGGUGUCCCAGAGAGACGACCAGCACCCAGGACACACAGGCCACUGAGAGUCAGGGACAAACCACCUACACCUCCGAACAGGAUCCCGAUCAAGAGGAGCCCAGUUGGUGGCAAGAUACUAGUCUGCAAAUCAAUACGGCUUCAGCCCUAGACUACAAUAAUCGUGGCGAUAUGCCAUAUAGAUUGAGACACAUUGAUUCGGGUGAGGAUCAUGCCUGGUGGCUGCGACCAGAUGAAGAGGACGACACCCUGGCCGAGGAGACCCUCAAUCAACUAGAUGACGAGCCAGAGCCAUCAACUGAGGGCAAUGGCAAAUUAAUUGGUUGGUGGAGCAAAGAUGACAACGAAACGACAAUAAACGGCUUGACGCCCAAUGGUCAUAGCAAUGGCCUAGACACCGAAUCAAGUCAUAAAGUCAAAGCCAUGCCACGUAGUCGCAUUUCGCCAGAACAUGAUGCCUGGUGGCUGGAUGCCGACGAAGAGGCCAAGGAUGAGGCGAAUAACAACAGUCACAGCAAUAAGAAGAACAUUGAAGGGAUUAGCCAGCAGAGCAAACAAAAUGGUUUCUCAGGGGAUGAGAAUAACAACAAUGAACCACACGUUGAGAUUACAAUCAAAUUGCCCAGCAGUAGUGAUCGCAGUUCGAAGAGCAUUCAGGAACCCAAACACUGGUGGAUGUCUGGGCCCACGAAAAAGCUAUUCAAUGUGCAACGGGUGGAGUCGGGUGAACGUGCCUGGUGGCAGGAGAAGGAUAGUGAUGGAUCAGCAACAGCAGCAGCAGCACCACCAGUUAAACCACCAACCCCACCGCCACGUAUUAUCAAACAUUGGGAAUCCGGUGAACGGGCCUGGUGGCUACAGCAGGAUGAACAGGAAACGGAUAAACCAAACAAUGACGAACUGCUGGGCCGUGAUGAGACCGAUCGUGCUUCCAUUCACAAUGAAAUGCAAGAUGCCCCCAAUGAGUUAAGCAGCUCUUUCAAUUUCACCUACUCGGUGCGCCCACCGCCGUUGGGGCAAUGCGCCAGCCCCGUGCCGCCUGAACAGCGUUCACAAUGCGCUUCGCCCUACGAUAACAUUCCAAUGUCAAAAGUUCAAAUGCCAGUGCCACAGACAACAACAGCAGCAUCGGCAACGGCAACAACAAUGCCGGCCCCGACUUCCGCCUCGUUGCAGGUACGACGAUCCUCUGGUGAAAAGCUUUUCAUUUCGCGCCAUCAGAACAUCGAUGAGCUUUUGGGUGGUGCAUGUCGGCCCCUCAGUCCGCUCUUCUACAACAGUGGUGGCAAUGCGACAGAAAGUGAAGCCACCACUCCGUUGACGUUGGCCCAGAAGAAUAUGUUCCUCCUCGAAGAGAUCACCCCGGAUCAAGUGCGUAUCCAUGACAGCACCGCUCAAUUGCCGGUCAUCCAGCGCAUGCAGCGCGAUGUGGAAUGGUUGGAGAAUGGCAGCAACUUUUACGAACAACCGAAACAACAUCGUCGGAUCGAUGAUGCUGCCAUUCAAGUGUAUAAGGACGGUGACUAUGGAGCCUAUUUGGAUUUGGAAUCAUCGUUGGCCGAACAGGCCGAGGAAAUUGAGGGCCUCAAUGCUAGUCGCAAAAACUCUUUGGUAGUUCGUACUCAGCUGAGUGUACGCGUUCAUGCGAUUAUUGAGAAACUUCUUUCCGCCGAGGGCAGUGAUUUGCGUCGUGCCCUAUUCUCAUUGAAACAAGUGUUCCAAGAGGAUAAGGAUCUAGUUCAUGCCUUUGUGGCACUCGGCGGUCUUAAUUGUCUGGUACGCGUGGGCAAUUGUGCAGAUCAAAACUAUCAAAAUUAUAUAUUGCGUGCCCUGGGACAGGUCAUGCUCUAUGUGGAUGGCAUGAAUGGUGUAAUGAAGCAUGAGCCCACCAUGCAAUGGCUCUACUCAUUGAUUGCCUCAAAUUACCGAUCGGUAGUGAAAACCUCACUGAAACUUCUCUUGGUAUUUGUGGAAUAUGCCGAAUCCAAUUGCUAUGUCUUGGUCAGUGCCAUUCAUGCUGUCGAUGCAGCCCAGGGUACAUUGCCUUGGUCACACAUUAUGAGAUUGCUAAAAGACUAUGAUAAUGCCGAUGCUGAGUUAGUUAUAUAUGCCACAUCGUUGAUCAACAAGACUCUGGCCGGACUCAAUGAUCAGGAUAGUUUCUAUGAUGAGAGUGAUCUGUUGGAACAGCAGGGAAUGGAGAGUGUCAUACAACGUUAUAUGUCCAAACCAGGCACCGAUUUGGAUCUGCUUGAUCAAUUGCAGCUCUACGAGGCGGUCUUAAAGUUCGAGGAUGGUGAAUCGGAUGGCCAGCGUUUGCCUCAGAACUCUAUGCGCAAGACUCAACGCUAUCGACCGGGCUCAAAUACGACAGAAAGGCGUAAGAGUCGACGUCAUAGCACUGAUAAUAGUCCGGCACCCAUUACCAAGGUCCUGCCUACUACUGUGCUGCGUAUGACCCCAGCACAGGCCACAUUGGAUGAGGAUAGUUCCGGUUCAGCCAAUUCCACUGAGUUCAGUGGCGAACUCUUUCAAGAGAAGAAACCUCGCGAUGGAGCUGGUGUUACUCCUGGCCUGCGACGACGACGUGAACGUGCCGAACGGCACAAGAGUUUCCUUAAGGAGCAACAGGAGGCGGCUGCCAAUGGCAUUUUUGCUGCCCUCGAGCAACGUGAGGGCUUGGGCCAAAUUGUUACCGCCAUUCCUGCUACCAUACAAAGCGGUUAUAGUCCGCCGCAAUCAUUGCAAUUGCAACAACAACAGCAGCAGCCUGAACUGCCGCCAAGCCUAUCCUCAACCACCACCACCACCAACACCACCACAACCAACAACAACAACAAUAUCAACAACAACCACAACAACCAUAGCAUUUUGAGCCACUCUAACAACAACAAUGACACGCCCAACAAUAGUUUAUUGCUGCUUAGCCCUACAAAGCAAUUGCUCAGCGGUAGUCACAGCAUUUCCAUUAUCAACAAUAGCUUCGACAAGGCCAACAAUAAUAACAACAACAACAACAACAAUAAUAAUAUGAACAACAACAAUAACAACAACAAUACAAACAAUCAAAAUGAGUUCCUUACCAAGAAGAAUUUAUUUCGCGAACGCAAUGCAACUGUGAUCAAUGGCAUCAUGAAGAAUAUACAACAAACAACAGACAGUGCCUACAAAAAAUAUGAGAACGAUGCAAAUCGUUUGAAUAACUAUUACACGCAGCUAAGUCAAUCGCCCAAACAUCAGCCAAUACCAACAACAGCAACAACAGCAGCCACAUCAACACCAACAACAAGCGAAGUGACAAGUCCCAAGAAAUCUUUAAAUGCCAGUGGUUUUAGUCCCUUACUCGAUGCUUCCAACAUGCCACUUAAAUGCGAUGAUGAGCAAAUGAUGAUGAUAACGAUGAUGAGCGAACACCAACACGAGCUCGCAACACCCCUGAGUCCCAUACGAAAGACGAUGAUUGCUCCUGUUCCUGCUGCUCCUCCUGCAACUGCAGUUAAACCGCCAAAGCCAGCAACAGCAGCGGCGGCACCACCUCCACCACCACCACCACCACCACCGCCUCCGCCUCCGCCAGCCAGCUGGUGGCAUGCUCCUCCCAACUUCCAAACAUUUACACAGCCAAUGGCAGCUAAAAUUCUAACCAGUACUAACCCAGAGCAGACGCUGACGUCAACGCAAACAGAUCUCGAUAAUGAUGGCGAUAAACAAUUGCUGCUGCAACUGAAACGUGAUCACACUGUCAAGGAUCUAACACAGAAACUGAGCAAUUUACCCAGCAGUCCCACACAUCCAGAAACGGGAAUGGGAACAGGAAGUGCUAUGGGAAUGAUUAAUAAUCGCGCCAAUAUAGUCGGUGAUAUGUCCGGCCUGAUAUCAAAAGCCAAAGAGGGUCUUGCCAAGAGCAAGAGCAAAGGUGAAAUAUCUCGCUCAUCGAGCGUGGAUCAGGAAUUGAAAAAGUCUGAGCCGAAGAAAUCGGAAAAUGAACUCCAUUGGGAGGAACUAGUACGAAAUAUGACACGUCCAUUGAAUCUCUGCGAUUUGGACUUUACCGAUCUCCAUGAGGAUGAUGAAAAGGAUGUCUUGGCGCCACGUGGUCUUGGUUUUGGCAUACCACCGCCACCACCACCAUUAGCAGGUGGUAUAGUGCCACCGCCGAUGAUGCCAAUGCCACCACCAAAUCUAGCACCACCGCCCAUGUUUAACUAUGGCGGCGGGGCUGGCGGUGGCGGCUAUGGAGCCGGCAGCAGCCUCACAAACAGUGUGAAUAGUUCACUCAAUGGUUCCAUCAAUGGAGAAUUGGGUAACAAUACCAUCAAGAAGAACAAAAAGACGGUCAAGCUAUUUUGGAAGGAAGUACGUGAGGACAUGAUACCGCAGGUGGUGGGCAAAACCAUUUGGGAUGAGCUGCCCAAUGCCAAUGUCGAUACACAGAAGCUCGAACAUCUCUUUGAGUCUCGUGCCAAAGACUUGAUGACCAAGAAACAACAAGAGCUAAACAAGAGCAAAGAGAUUAUCGUGCUGGACCAUAAACGUUCCAAUGCCAUCAAUAUAGCCAUUACCAAAUUGCCGCCACCGCGAGCCAUCAAGGCGGCCAUUUUGAAAAUGGAUGCCACUGUGGUGACCAGAGAGGGCAUUGACAAGCUACUCAAUAUGCUGCCCACCGACGAGGAGCGUGGCAAAAUUCAGGAGGCUCAAAUGACUAAUCCAGAAUUACCGCUGGGCAGUGCCGAACAGUUUCUCUUGACAUUGGCUUCCAUAUCGGAGUUGGGAGCUCGCCUGAAGCUUUGGGCCUUUCGCUUAGACUUUGACAACAGCGAGAAAGAGAUUGCGGAACCGCUGAUGGAUCUCAAACAAGGCAUUGAGAUUUUGCGUCAGAAUCGCACUUUCCGUUGCAUUCUCUCCACUCUGCUGUCCGUGGGCAUUUUCUUGAAUGGCGCCCCCGUUAAGGGUUUCCAGAUCGAGUAUCUGGCCAAAGUGCCCGAGGUUAAGGAUACGGUUCACAAGCAUUCACUGUUGCAUCAUCUCUGUCACAUGGUUAUGGAGACAUGCAGUGAUACAAGCGACUUGUAUUCCGAAAUUGGCCCAAUUACUCGCGCCUCCAAGGCCGAUUUCACCGAUUUGGCCCACAAUCUGACUCAGCUGGAGUCUGAGUGUAAGGCAUCGUGGGAUCGCUUGAAACUCAUUGCCAAGCACGAUUGUCCGCCGCCAUUGAAACAGAAACUAGUUGACUUUCUGGCCGAUUGUGCUGAACGUAUUAUUAUCCUACAGAUUGUCCAUCGACGUGUGAUGAAUAGAUAUAGAAAGUUCCUGCUUUGGCUGGGCAUGCCACAGCAUAGUGUGGCCGAGUCGCGGCCCAAUGAAUUCUGUCGCACCCUCUCCGAAUUCGCCUUGGAGUAUCGUACGACCAGAGAGCGUGUGCAGCAGCAGCUCGAGAAGAAGGCCAAUCAUCGAGAGCGUAAUAAGACACGUGGCAAAUUAAUUAUCGAUAUGGCCAAAUUCAAAACCAAAGAGGAUGUUGCCGAUGCCGAAUUGAAGCAACUAUUGGGCACACCCACAGCGGAUCAGGCGGAUGGCACUUUAACCUGGCGAAGACGUCGGGCCGAGCAAUUACGUUCACCCAUUGCCCGCCAUAGCGAGGAACAGUUCACCGAUGGUGAUGAUGAGAUAUUGGAAUCUCUGGUGAAAACAGCCACCAAGGCUCCGGGUACACGUACCACGCCCAGAGAGCGUAAAAGAACGCGUCAUGCAGAUCGCAAGUCAUUGCGACGCACGCUGAAGAAUGGUCUGACCGAUGAGGAGAAACAGCAUGUGGCUGCCUUAAUACAAACCUAUUAGAAAUAUAAUUAAAUAUACCUAUAUAUAUAUAUAUAUAAUUAGUAUCAAGAGUCCAAGUCCCUUAACGUUUUUUCCUCACUCCCCCCACAACCACCCCAGUGACGUCACAAGUCGGACUAUGCGCGCACAGACUGAAAUUGGCGAUCUCACAUGAAGCAGGAUAGAUAUAUAUUCUUUACUUUCCUACCAAACAAUUUACUCCUUGCUUUCCUCGCGACCCAAAAAGGCUCUUCCCAUGAUACGGUAGAGCAGAUAAAAAAUAUGUAUCUUUAUUUACGACAAAGUGCGACGCAAUCAACGAAAAUGUCCUUAAAGCGUUUGAUUUUUUUUUUAGCUUAUCUGUUAUCUUUUUUUGUAUUUUGUAGUGG